Molecule: messenger RNA, 1652 nt
Organism: Drosophila elegans
Lineage: Eukaryota; Metazoa; Arthropoda; Insecta; Diptera; Drosophilidae
Gene: TTLL1A
Product: probable tubulin polyglutamylase TTLL1
Exons: 4
Coding region: 168-1649 (493 amino acids)
Biological process (GO): microtubule cytoskeleton organization; protein polyglutamylation
Cellular component (GO): cilium
Molecular function (GO): tubulin-glutamic acid ligase activity; tubulin binding
Source: RefSeq, a predicted model, not a curated record
AAUCCAUCUCAGGAUCUACAAAGAUGACCAUCAGCCAGGCCAAAACUAUAUUGUCAGCAUCUAAUGUACGAGCGCCUCAAAAUUAAGGAAAAAUUCUCAGUUAGUGUUAUAGUGUCUGAAGUCCAACAGAGGCAAAUUCCCACAAACGCAACCGUCCGCAAAAGAGGAUGAAGAGGCAGGCCAGUGCUCUGAGGAAUCUUCGCCAGAAAUGCGGUGGCAGUUACACCAGUGACGAUGACCUGCCAGAGGUCAAGUUAAUGCCCUCCCCGCUCAUUGGUGUGCCCUUUAUCCAGAGUCGCCUGAGGCCACCAAAAGCCCAGAAGGGCAUGUACUACAGCACAGAUUGGGAGAAGUCGGCGCUGGUGAGCAAUUUCCAGAAAAGAGGUUGGCAACAGGUGCCAUCGUUCAAUGGCGAAUGGAACUUUUACUGGGCCUCCACCCAGAAUUGUCGAUAUAUCUUCGGCAUUGACCAUCCGUAUCGCAUGCGAUCCGAUCAGGUGAUCAACCACUUUCCAAACUCCGUGGAGCUGUCACGGAAGGAUCUGCUGAUCAAGAACAUCAAGCGGUAUCGCAAGGAUCUGGAACGGAGAGGGGAUCCUCUGGCGCAAACCCAUUCGCCGGACACCAAACUGGGCAUUGGUGGCACUCGGUACAUGCACCUGGACAUCAUACCCAUGACCUUUGUCCUGCCCUCGGACUAUCUGCUCUUUGUGGAGGCCUUCCAUCGCAAUCCCGCCAGCACAUGGAUCGUCAAGCCGUGCAGCAAAUCGCAGGGUGUGGGCAUUUAUCUGGUGAACAAGCUGUCCAAGUUGAAGAAGUUCGCCUACGAUGCCCGCACAUUCUUUCCGCCAAUCAACCGGGAUACCUACGUCAUCUCCAAGUAUAUUGAUAACCCCCUGCUCAUCGGCGGCAAGAAAUUCGAUCUGCGACUCUUCGUCCUGGUCACAACAUUCAAUCCGCUGAAGGCGUAUCUCUACAAUGAGGGCUUCUGCCGUUUCUGCACCGAGAAAUACGACCAGACCGAGAUCGACAACGUCUUUAUGCACUUGACAAAUGUCAGUAUCCAGAAGACGAACCAAGAGUACAAUUCGAUACAUGGUGGCAAGUGGCCUCUCCAGAAUCUGUGGCUCUAUUUGGACAGCAUGCGUGGCGAGGGUGUUUCGGAGAUGCUGUGGACUCGGAUCAUUGAAACCAUCCGGCACUCCUUGGACGCAGUGGCUCCAGUGAUGGCCAACGACCGGCACUGUUUCGAGGUUUACGGCUACGACAUCAUCAUCGAUAACAACCUGAAACCCUGGCUUAUCGAGUGCAACACGUCGCCAUCGUUGCACUCGACCACCACGAACGAUCGCAUGCUCAAGUCGCGGCUGAUAGACAACGUCCUGGAUGUGGUGGUGCCGCCAAAAAGUUUACCCGAUGAGCACUGGGACAAGACGCCCGACCCGGAGCUUCUGAAGAACUUCACCGUACUGAAACCCAUUUCGGUCUUAGAGCCACCGACGGAAGUGCCCAUUCGGGGCAAGGUCAGAACAACCAAGAAACGAAAAACAAAAUGCACAGCUAUCAGCCCUACCGCAGUGAACUUAUCCGUUCCACCGCCGGCUGAAGGCGAACCAAAGAUUAGGAAGAGCACCAAGGAAAGGCGGUGAUGC